UGUUGCGAGAUAAUUAAAAUCAAUAACAGGACCAUUGUUAAGUGGCACUUCGUCACUGUUUUACUUCGAGAUUGAAAGUGUCUCCCGGAUUUGUGUUGAUAGUCAGAUACAUACGUAAGUGAGCAGUAGUAUAUUGCACAGCAGUUAUUUAGCUGUGGGGAAGUGAACAAUGUCGAGCAGAUAAGGGAUGAAUCUACUAGAGGCUAGAGUACACUUCAAACAUGGCAAAAACUCGACAAACUACAGAGCCCUCAGACGUCAUCGACAAUAUGACGGCGAAGAUGAAGAUGGAAUGGAUGAAGUUCCUUUGAUGUUUAAUGGUGAAGACUUCGAAAUGGACGAAAGCGAAUCGUUGAUGAAACAAAAACGUUCCAGGUGUCCUCGCCUGAGAACUUUAGGAUAUUACUUAUCAGAAGGCUGGUGGCAUGUGUGCUGUGGGUGUUUAGCAUCUUUAUUUUCAAAAUGUUGCAGGAAGAAAGAGUUACAGCCCCGUAUUAUACAUAUAGGUUUAUCAAGGGGCCCACUGGAGAAGUACUCCAAGAAUGUGAUCAGAAAUCAGAAGUAUAGUGUAUUUAGUUUCAUACCAAAGGUAUUAUAUGAACAGUUCAAUUUUUUCUUGAAUUUGUAUUUUCUUAUAAUGGCAAUUUCCCAGUUCCUACCAGAAAUCCGUAUUGGUUACCUCUACACAUACUGGGGUCCUUUGUGCUUUGUAAUAUUUGUGACAAUGGUGAGGGAAGGCUUUGAUGAUUAUCAGCGGUACCGAAGAGAUAAAGAAGCCAACUCACAACUGUAUGGAAAACUUACACGAGAUGGGUUGAAAUUACUCCCUAGUUCCAAUAUAAAAGUUGGAGAUUUAAUAACUGUUGAAAAGAACCAACGAGUGCCUGCUGAUAUGGUUUUAAUUCGGACAACAGAAAAAGUUGGGUCUUGCUUUAUUCGAACAGACCAAAUGGAUGGUGAAACAGAUUGGAAAUUACGUGUAGCUUUGCAGUCUACUCAGCAUCUUCCCUCAGAUGAAAGUCUACUAGAUAUUACAGCACAUGUUUAUGCUGAGAAGCCAAGCAAAGAUAUUCAUAGUUUCGUUGGAACAUUUACUAUGACAGGUGAAAAUAGCGCUGAAGCUUCUUUGAGUAUUGAAAAUGUAUUAUGGGCAAACACAGUGAUUGCUUCUGGUACUGCUUUAGGAUUAGUCAUUUAUACUGGUAUGGAUACACGCAGUGUGAUGAAUACAUCACAGCCAAAGAGCAAAGUAGGAUUGCUUGAUGUUGAGAUCAACAAUAUCACCAAAGUAUUAUUUCUGGCUGUUGUCAUCUUAGCAAUUGUUAUGAUUAUACUAAAGGGAUUUGGUGGACCUUGGUAUAUAUACCUCUUCAGAUAUAUUUUGUUAUUUUCUUAUAUAAUUCCUAUUAGUUUACGUGUGAACCUGGACAUGGGAAAGGCUGUCUAUUCUUGGAUGAUUCAAAAAGAUAAAAAUAUUGAAGGAACAAUUGCUCGCAGUACAACAAUUGCAGAGGAAUUGGGACGAAUUAGUUACUUGAUGUCUGAUAAAACUGGAACUCUAACACAGAACGAAAUGGUUUUCAAAAGGCUUCAUCUUGGCACAGUAUCUUUUGCUUCUGAUACGAUGGAUGAGGUUAGUUUACAUGUGAAAACUGGAUUCUCUCAGAUGUCUUCAAUGUCUCAGCGCCAUACUGGACCUAUACGGCGUACAGUUAUUACUCGAGCAUUUGAAGCUGUAAGAGCAAUUGCACUCUGCCAUAAUGUAACACCAGUCUUUGAAAAUGUCAAUGAUACUGACAGCAAUACUAAUGGAGAUGUCAACCAAAUGUCACAUCAGAAAGUUGUUUACCAAGCAUCGAGUCCUGAUGAGGUGGCGCUGGUGAAAUGGACUGAAGAAGUUGGUCUAACGUUGGUAAAGCGGGACCUAAACUUAAUUCAGUUGAAAAACCCUAUGGGAACACUAAUUAAUUAUUCAGUUCUACAGUUGUUUCCAUUCACCUCAGAGUCUAAACGAAUGGGAAUUAUUGUAAAAGAAGAACAAACUGGAGAUAUCACCUUUUAUUUGAAAGGAGCUGAUGUUGUCAUGACAACUAUUGUUCAGUAUAACGAUUGGCUUGAAGAAGAGUGUGGAAAUAUGGCCCGAGAAGGUUUGCGUACUUUAGUUGUAGCCAAGAAGAACCUGUCAGAGGAGCAAUACUGUGAUUUUGAAACACGUUAUCACCAAGCUAAAAUGUGUGUUCAUGAUCGAAAUGUGAAGAUGCAAGCUGUUAUUGAAGGCUUAGAGCGAGAUAUGGAACUUUUGUGUCUUACAGGAGUUGAAGAUAAACUUCAAGAUGGUGUAAGACCUACACUGGAGUUAUUAAGAAAUGCUGGCAUCAAAACUUGGAUGCUAACUGGAGACAAAUUAGAAACAGCCACUUGUAUUGCUAAGAGUUCCAAACUGGUAUCACGUAACAUGGACAUCCAUACCUUUAGAAGGGUUGAUACAAGAGAUGAGGCUCAUCUUGAAUUGAAUGCCCUUCGACGAAAGAACGAUUCUGCUCUUAUCAUCAGUGGAGACUCCGUCCAGGUUUGCUUACGUUAUUAUGAACAUGAAUUUGUGGAACUUUCUUGCCAAUGUCCCUGUGUUGUAGUCUGUCGAUGUUCACCAACUCAGAAAGCUGAUAUCGUGAAAUUACUGAAACUCCACAUUGGAAAAAUAGUGUGUGCUGUUGGUACGUUUCAUUAUCUUUUAUUUUCUUCCUUCAAGCUUUUCUUGUUCACAUUUUGUUGUGCUCUGGGAUGGCACCAAAAUAGUAUUAGAAAAAAAGAAGGCAAGCAGGCAGCUCUUGCAGCAGACUUUUCAAUAAAUCAGUUCAGUUAUAUUGGCCAUCUUCUCAUGGUUCAUGGUAGGAACAGCUACAAAAGAUCAGCAGCUUUGGCCCAAUUUGUUAUCCAUCGUGGUCUCAUCAUUACAGCCAUGCAGGCUGUCUUCUGCUCAGUCUUUUAUUUUGCCUCUGUGUCUUUGUUUCCUGGAUUCCUCAUGGUUGGAUAUGCUACAGUGUUCACAAUGUUUCCAGUGUUUUCUCUCGUGCUUGACAAAGAUGUCUCUGCAGGCAUUGCCAUGACAUAUCCAGAGUUAUAUAAAGAAUUAACAAAGGGCCGGUCCUUAUCAUUUAAAACAUUUUUCCUGUGGGUUUUAAUAAGUAUUUACCAAGGAGGUACCAUCAUGUAUGGAGCCCUACUGCUGUUCGAAGAGGAAUUUAUCCAUGUUGUAGCCAUAACAUUUACAUCACUUAUCCUUACUGAACUGCUAAUGGUGGCAUUAACUGUUCAAAUGUGGCACUGGUUGAUGAUAGUGGCAGAGUUUCUCAGUCUUGGCAUUUAUGUUAUUUCACUUUUUGUCUUCAAAGACUUCUUUGACGAGUCUUUUCUAAAGACAGGAAGCUUCAUGUGGAAGGUAGUUGUGAUCACUUCCAUCAGCUGUAUUCCUUUGUACAUUCUGAAAUACAUACGUAAAAAGUUCUCACCAACAGUUUAUUCAAAGUUGACACCCUAACAGUUUAACACAGCUAUAGCAAAUAUUUAAUAACAAAAAACAAACAACUACUUGCUGAAUUCAAGUUUUUUUUUUUUUUUAGUAUGGUUCAAUGUUAAUUGCAGAGAGGCAAGGAGACUUCUUGUAACAUCUUGAAUGAUAUUUUCAGAAGGACAAUUUUUGCUUGUCUACCACCUCUCUUGUUCAUAUUAAUUUCAUCCACCAUCAUCAGCUACCAUCUCACCUUAGACAUGUUUUAAAGGACCAUACUGACAUAUCGAGCAGCUUCUCUAUGUAUUUCGCUCAGAUGCUUCUUCCCAUACAGACUUCUCAUCUGAAAUAUUUCACUGAAACACUUCAGAUGUUCAAAUGUUAAUGAAAUCCUUAUUCUUCCAGAAAAUUCUGCCAGUUUGAUGUGGCAAUGCCUGCAAUAUGUCAACAAUGUUUGUUUUUAAUGGACUCUUAAAUUAUUUCAAAUGUCUUAUUAAAAAAUAAGUUAUUGAUUAAAUAAAGUGUAAAGUUUCCAA
This is a messenger RNA of Octopus bimaculoides (California two-spot octopus), 4044 nucleotides long. RefSeq names its product putative phospholipid-transporting ATPase IIB. Lineage: Eukaryota; Metazoa; Mollusca; Cephalopoda; Octopoda; Octopodidae. Gene Ontology annotation, molecular function: ATPase-coupled intramembrane lipid carrier activity; ATP hydrolysis activity; ATP binding. Gene Ontology annotation, biological process: endocytosis; retrograde vesicle-mediated transport, Golgi to endoplasmic reticulum; phospholipid translocation. Gene Ontology annotation, cellular component: endosome; plasma membrane; trans-Golgi network. The record is from RefSeq and is a predicted model, not a curated record.